Molecule: messenger RNA, 2780 nt
Organism: Oncorhynchus keta (chum salmon)
Lineage: Eukaryota; Metazoa; Chordata; Actinopteri; Salmoniformes; Salmonidae
Product: forkhead box protein O3-like
Exons: 3
Coding region: 640-2583 (647 amino acids)
Biological process (GO): regulation of transcription by RNA polymerase II
Cellular component (GO): mitochondrial matrix; nucleus
Molecular function (GO): DNA-binding transcription factor activity, RNA polymerase II-specific; RNA polymerase II cis-regulatory region sequence-specific DNA binding
Source: RefSeq, a predicted model, not a curated record
UCCAGGGGGCAGGUCUUUUCUUUCAUCUGGGACUACAGUAUUAGUAGCCAGCUGGAGAUGGCCUUGGAGGUUGUGCUUGUGGUGUGCACCGCUGCUCGGGAUGAGGAGAGGGAGCGGAAUCACAGGCAGAGCGAAUGUUUUAUUAAUUCGACAUGCAACAUUGUGUAAGUAGCUGGACUCUUCAUUUGUUGCAAACGCUGAAAAUAAUUUCUCGAUGGUAACCAGUAGCUCACUGGAGGCAGGGAAUGAAAGCUCUCGGCGAUGCUCCUCAUAGCUACACGGUUAAUAAAGGAUUUGGAAAGGAAAUGGUCAAGAUGGCAGCCCCAUUUGGAAUGUGAAGACAGACGCUGCAGUAAUACAUGCACAUGAAACAAUGGCCUUUUGAAUCGCACGAUCAAGUUGCUGCGAUCAUCAGAGAAAAGGCAGUCGACGGGACGCACGUGGAGUUCUAUCAGCAGCUGGAGGUGUGGAAUGUGAACCUUGGACACAUUUGAUUCAUUAUACAUGCUUUAAAUUAGUCUGGUGAUUGAUUGCUAAUAUUAUGCAUGAUAACCAAACGAAUAAUAGCCUAUUAUUAAUGGAAUGCAACUUUGUUGACCAGUGUAUACCGAAUACAAGCAAGAAACCAAGGAGGGGAAUAUGGCUGAAGUAUCACACAAUGAACCACUCUCUCAGGAUAUUGACAUCGAUCCAGACUUUGAGCCCCAGAAACGACCAAGGUCUUGCACCUGGCCUCUGCCUCGACCAGAGUCCAAUGCAGGGAAGCCCGAAUCAAACGAUGACAUCAUUCCCGAGGAAGAGGAUGAUGAUGUCACAGCACCCAGCAGCUCUAGUUCGUUUACUGUCAAUAAUGUGAAUGGUGGCAUAGCCAUACAUCAGAACACAAAGAACUCUUCUAAACACCCGUGCUUCACCACCACCACUAAGGAAGAAGUACUAAACCCCACUUCCAAAGAGGAGGGGAAUGACGUCGAUGGGUCCUCCUUGUCCACACAGACGCAUGCAGUCUCAGCUCUCAAUGGCCUGGCCUCCCAACCUAGGAAGUCCUCAGCUAGGAGGAAUGCCUGGGGGAACUACUCCUAUGCGGACCUCAUCACCCAGGCCAUAGAGAGCUCCCCGGACCAGAGGCUGACAUUAUCCCAGAUCUAUGAGUGGAUGGUGAGGUCUGUCCCUUACUUCAAGGACAAAGGAGACAGCAACAGCUCUGCAGGCUGGAAGAACUCCAUCCGACACAACCUGUCUCUCCACAGUCGUUUCAUGCGGGUGCAGAAUGAAGGAACGGGGAAAAGUUCCUGGUGGAUGGUCAACCCUGAGGGCGGGAAAGGCGGCAAAGCUCCACGACGACGGGCCGUAUCCAUGGACAACAGCAACAAGCUGAUCAAAGGUGCUCGAGGCCGCGCCGCCAAGAAGAAAGCAUCUCUAGGCCUACAGGCCGUCCAAGAUGGCAGCUCCGAGAGUUUAUCCUUAUCCUCUAGCUUGUCCAAGUGGACAGGAAGUCCCACGUCUCGCAGCAGCGACGAACUGGAUGCCUGGACGGACUUCAGGUCUCGCACCAACUCCAACGCCAGCACAAUCAGCGGGCGCCUUUCCCCCAUCCUGGCCAACCCAGAGCUGGACGAGGCGCUGGAUGACGACUCCAUUUCUCCCCUCUCCCCCAUGCUCUACUCCAGUCCCAGCAGUUUGUCCCCCUCCACCGGCCCCCUAGGUCUGGCCGACCUAGCCCUCACUAUGAACCUCAAUGAUGGGCUCCCUGACGAUCUGAUGGGCGACCUUCUGGACAACAUCAGCUUGACGGCGUCCCAGCAGCCCCUGGGGCAGGAGGUGGAGAGCGGAGGACCCAAUCAGAUGGGGAGCUCAGUGUUAACCUUCAGCUGUUCAGGAGGUGGUAGUAGUAGUCUGGGCAUCCCAUCCUCCGGCAGCUACGGGUCUGCCAUCUCCAUCUUCCAGCUCAGCCCCCCGUCCUCCUCAGUGACCUCCCUACGCCAGUCCCCCAUGCAGACCAUCCAGGAGAACCACCAAGCUUCCUUCUCCUGCCUGUCCUCUCGUUUCAACCACCACCACGCCCUACAGGACCUGCUGAGCCUGGAGACACAUGGCAGCCAUGUCAGCGACAUCAUGCUCACGCACUCUGACCCACUGAUGUCACAAGCCAGCGCCUCUGUCACUUUGUCCCAGAAUUCCCGGCGGAAUGCCAUGCUGCUUCGCAAGGACCCUAUGAUGUCAUCAAACUGGGACGGUGCCGCGGGUCUGAAUUCCCAGACUUCCUUAAUGCCUGGUUGGCGGGCUCAGGCUGGCUUGUCUACACCGAGCAAUGAAGUGUUGUGCUCAAGCAAUGACUUGGACCAGCAGGCCAAGCAGCUUCUCCAGCACCUACCGUCUCCCAGUAGAAACUCUUCUAUGCAGCUUGGUGGCUCUGGUACCAACAACAGCACCUCUGAAAACCCAUUUCAGUUGAUCGCUCCAGACCGCUUUCCCAUCCCUGACGAUCUGGAUUUGGACGUGUUCAACAGCAGCCUGGACUGUGACAUGGACACUAUCAUCCGUAAUGAGCUGAUGGACGCUGACUGCAUUGAUGAUUUGUGAAUACAGGCCCAGGACUGUGGAGCUCUGUUUAGUCUCUGUGUUGGGAGUUGAGACAGGAACCAUCCGUAUUAUCAGUGGGAUUUUAGUAAAUGUGAAGUUAAAAUGUGAAAUAGACACUUAUUUUAAGUCUCAGGGAUUUAUCCUUAUGUGGUGAUUUGUAAACACUGAUAUUAAAAUGUUUUUUUAUUUUAUUUUUA